CGAAGCCGCAAUAUAACUAGACGAAAAAACUUCGUGCUGGCGAUUAGAGGAUGGUGUUCAAGUGGUUGAUGCGGGUGAUUUUGGUUUUCUAGAAAACUCCGCAGGUCUUCCCGUUGACUUCCAUACCGAAAUGCUGAUGGCCAUCAUGUUUUUUGCUGCAUUGACAUCGCGGUUCCAUAGUAUCUUACAGGUUUUGCAAACAAGGAUACUACAGCCACGCACGGUGUCUAAUGCUUUCAAUGUGUCUGAGCGACAACAAUUGCAUAUGCGUGAUGUCAAGUAUUCAUCAAUUGUAACGGCAAGGAGAUCACCAGCAGCCUCUCUUCGCUUCAAUGCACGCCACAGAACACCAACGACACCAGUCUUAUGGCCUUUGAUGGGCACUGCACUCUUCCCGAACAUGCCAUCACCAACUACAAUCAAAGGGAUCUUUUUAGUGUCGCCUGCACUAAAGGGUUCAGGCUUCCACUUGUUCUUCAGGGGAUUACUGUAGAAAGCAUGAGUUCUAUCAAUAUUUCUGCGAAUAGUGAAUGAAUUGCUUAUCAUUUAAAAACCUUACCUAUCUUUCUUAGCGAGAACAUCGCUUACUUCUCUCGCAUCUGCUUCUUCCUUCUCUUCUGGAACCUUUUGCUUCUUCUUCUUCUUCUUUUUACGUUUACAAAAGGCCAUUCUGUCGAUAAUCUUCUUUGGCCACUUGCUUCGAUCUUUCUUCU
Mycotypha africana is the source of this 713-nucleotide messenger RNA. RefSeq lists its product as uncharacterized. The record is from RefSeq and is a predicted model, not a curated record. Bases 131 to 493 code for a protein of 120 amino acids. The transcript is spliced from 2 exons. NCBI's taxonomy places the organism in Eukaryota, Fungi, Mucoromycota, Mucoromycetes, Mucorales, Mycotyphaceae.